AUGAUAAAUUACAUUACAAGUAUAGCCAUUCUAUUUACAAUUGCUGAGCUUUCCUCAUUCUCCCAAUAGCAAACAUGCCUUAGCCAAUUACCAUUAUUUUACAAUCCAAUUAGCACUGGUGCGACUCCUUUGCAGAUUUUAUAUGAGGAUGAUCACGAUUAUAUUUUCAGCUUUUAUAAGAAUAAUAAUGAUUUGGAUGCAUAUUGGUCUACUGGCAACGGGAUUUUGAGAGGUGCUCUUAGGCUUUCUCCAGGACCAGCAUCUUUUAGUCAUGCUAUUUUAUCUAAAAGCUAUAGCUACAUCAUUUUUGGAGGAUCAAGCAUUGGAAUAAUGCGUGUCUCCUUCAGUUCUUUCACAUUGAAUGCUUUGCAAAAUUAUAAUGUAACUCAAGAUUAGAACUAAAAUUAAUUUAUUCCCGUAUCGCUACGUGAGAAUUAUAAAGUUAUAUUCUUGAGCUAUUCAAAUGCAGGAGUUCAUUUGCUAAAGGUCACUUACUUCGGUCCUAAUGUAGUCGAAUGGAUAAAAAGAAUAGAUGGAUUAGCUGAAAGUUUCUAUUCAAUACACUUUGACGUAAGUCCAUUUUAUGAUUUUGCAUAUUGGGCGCAACCUAUCUCAACAAGCAGUAAUUAUCACUUAUGGAAAAUUAAUAUCAUUGAUGGGACUUUUCUAUAAGGAUUCUCGUAUUCUAAUGUAAACUACCCUGCAGAGUCAGAUUCAUUUUUAUAUAAAACUUCAUUGAGUGCUUCAGGUACUAAUGUUUAUUAAGCCAGUUGUCUAUAGAUGAAAUCGGUAUUGGUCUCUCCAAAUGAAUUUAUAGGCAUAAUUUAUGAUGCCGAAAAUGUUACUGUCUUCCAGAGCUGGGAAAUCCAAAAUCCAUUGUAUAGUACAUAUUGCAGUGACUUAUACUUGGACAAGGCAAAUAGCAAAAUUACAGUAGUUAUAGAAAAUGUAGAUUCUAAUCUUGACAUAUUUGUUAGCUAUAUAGUAAUAAAUAUAGGAUCUAAUGUGGCCUAGAUUGGAUAAUUACUGGACACUAAUUCAAAUUAAAGGAUAAAGCUUAAAGAUGGAUAUAUUACUGGAAGAUAACAGUUAUUCUAAGCUUAUGCCACUGAAUCCCUUAUAUUUUUAUCAAGAAUGACAGAAUUUGACACAUAAGUUUAGGGUAACAUGCCAUCUAUGCUUUAUAAUUAUCCGAAAACAUUUUGCUCUGAACUGCUAUUUUCUAAAACUGGAAUCACUCUAACAUCGGGCUCAUUCCAAAAAGAUUCUGAUUUUACAUACACAUAAACUGCUUUAUCUACUUUGACCAAUGUUAUUAAAAACUAGAUUUCUUAAGUAACAGUUACUAAUAUUACAUCUUUAGUAACGAGAGAUACUACCCCAUCAAUAUGUAACUAUAGGGCAGAUCCGCCAACAAUAGUCCCUACAUAUUUCCAAGGCUAUAAUGAGUAUUUGAUUGGGAGUCCUGCUUUAAUAGUUGAAUUUCCACCUUAUUAAGUAAUCACCACUUGCCCAGAAAAUCAAGUUUUAUAGUAUUAGUACUGGUCAAGUGGAAGUAACACAAUUUCUUUAAGUCUUUAUUACCAUGAGUCAACGAGAAGAUUUAUGAAAUACUAAUUCAAUGAUACUAAAAAAAAUGGAACUUAUAUAUAUUUCUACCAGAUUAGUUUGCUAGAUGGUACAAAUAUGUACACUGGAAAUUUCAAAAUCAAUUUUACUCUUCCAGUUGUGCAACAAAAUCAAUCUACAAAUCUAAGUAAUUCAACUAAUUCAUCAUUACUAGUAGAAAUUUCUCCUCCUUAUUUUACAUCUUCGUUGUAAGUGAUUACAGUAUAUAGUCUUGGAACAUAAACAUCAAUUCUUCCUAAUGCUUGA
This is a messenger RNA of Stylonychia lemnae, 1875 nucleotides long. The record is from the annotation of a GenBank genome assembly. Lineage: Eukaryota; Ciliophora; Spirotrichea; Sporadotrichida; Oxytrichidae.